GGAUUCCUCCUGAUAUCUCAUCCAUGGAUGCAUCGCAACUUCCCCGGGCUUGCAGUAGUCGCCCUGUCGAAUGAUCUACCAUGUAUACACUUGUGCUUGUACUAUACACAUGCUGUGCCUGCCUUUUCUUGUUCAUACCUGCAGUCUCUGGACUGGUCCUUCCCAAUAUGCCAAAUGGAAUCACUUUCUAUACUCGAGCAUCUCAUGCUCUCCCCAUUCGCAAUGCAUCCCUCCAUCGUAAUCCGUCAUCUCGGAAAAUGAAUCGGCCACCUUCUGGCUGCGCCGCAUAGCCCUUCAUGAGAAUCCUCUUUUGUCCUCGGUUCUUCAGGAGCCGCAGUUCUUCGACCUCCUCGGACAGCCCGCAGACCUCCCGUUACCAG
Messenger RNA from Aspergillus steynii IBT 23096, 380 nucleotides. RefSeq lists its product as uncharacterized. The coding region runs from base 81 to 290 and encodes 69 amino acids. The transcript has a single exon. The record is from RefSeq and is a predicted model, not a curated record. Lineage: Eukaryota; Fungi; Ascomycota; Eurotiomycetes; Eurotiales; Aspergillaceae.